AUGCAUAUCAAGCAAAUAAGGUUGAAAAACUUCAAAAGCUUCAAGGAUGAGACUCUGGUAGAAUUUACAGAGAAUGUCAAUAUAAUUGUGGGGCGGAAUGGAAGUGGAAAGAGUAGCAUUGUCUCAGCUAUCCGUUUUGUUCUGUGUGGAGAGAAAUACAACUGUGAAUCUAGGAUGGAGCUUAUUCACGAAGGAAGUAGGGCUAGCGAAGAAGAGGCAAGCGUUGAGAUUGUAUUUGAUAGUGGAUCUCCGGAGUCCCUGGGGAAGGGAUUUAGUAUUAAGAGGGUUGUAGAUGCCAAGAAAGAUGAAUAUAUGCUGGAUAACAAGACUAUAUCUCGAGAUGAGUUGGGAGGUCUGCUUCAAGGUCAUGGGUUUGCCACAAGUAGUCCAUAUUUUAUUGUUUUACAGGAAGAAAUAUCGGAGCUUGCAGUUCUUAGCGACAGAAGAAGGUAUGAAUUGAUAAAAGAUGUUGCGGGAGUGUCUGAAUACGAAAAGGAUAGGGAAAAUAGCAUGCAGACGCUUGAAGAAACUAAACAGAGUGAAAACAAAAUUGAGCUGUUAUUAGAAAGGAUCGAAGAAAAGUUAAGAGGAUUUGAAAACGAUAAAAAAGAGGCAGAGUUGUGCUUGGAGCUAGAAAAAGAGAAAAGAAGGCUUGAAUAUGGAUAUAUUGAGAGAGAAGUUGGAGAGAUCAAUGAAGAGAUAUGUAAAAUUGAAAAUCUUGGAUCUAAUAAUCUUGAAGAGAGCUCCGAAGAAAAUGAAGAUUAUGGAUGCGAGAUCAGAGAAGUAGAGAGCAAACUAGAAAGGCUUGGUAGACGAAGGAAAGAGCUCCAUGUAGACGAAAAGUACAAAGAUAAGGAAUCUGAGAUUGAAAAUGAGAUCAAAAAUAUUGAGAAGAAAAGGAAUGAUCUUUUAGGAUCCCUUGAGAUUGAAAAAAAGACUCUAAAGAGUCUUAAAAGGAAUGAAAUGGAAACCUUUGUAAGGUCGGGUUAUAUAAAAUAUCUAAUAGUGUUUUUAGAAACUCUGGGAAAUAGAGAAGUGAGUUCUGAAGAAAUAGAGAUAUCCAAGAGAGCUUUGAAGGAAAAGAUCGAGAAGUUAAAGGAUUUUAAUAAUCUGGAUCAUUCGGGGAAGUUUGAAGAAAAAAGAAAUAUUGAGGAGUUAAUUGAAAGGAGAAAGCAUCUAUGGAGAGAAGAAAGAAGGUUGAAGCUUUCCGAAGAAUCAAUAGGGGGAAUUGUUAAGUCCCAGGAAGGAAGAUUAAUUGCGAUGGGAAACAUCGGUUUGGAUGUAUACAAGCAGAUUAAGAAUGAAAAGGGGGUAUUGGGAUAUGUGUACGAUUUGAUAAGCAUACCUAAUGAGUUAGCCAAUGCGUUUGAAGCCGUUGUGGGAAAUGCUCUCUUCAAUAUAGUUGUGGAGAGUGAAGAUGUGGCAUCUAAUGUGUUGAAAAAGAUGAAGGACUUAAGGUUUAGAGUAACAUUUAUGCCGCUUAAUAGAAUUGAAUAUAAGGAGGAAAAUGAGAUAGAAGAUUCGAAUGUUAUUUCGUUGACAUCACAAUUGAAAUGCAACCAGCAAUAUAAGCCUCUCCUCAGAUAUAUCACUAAAAAUUUCUAUCUUUGUCCAGACUUGAAACAAGCACUUCAUCUGUCCAAGAAGUAUGGAAUCAAUGUUGUUACUCUCUCAGGGGAAGUGGUGGCCAGGGAAGGAACUAUUACAGGAGGAUAUGAGAGAAGAAACAUGGUUUUCCAGGAAUAUAAGAGGAUAUGCAAAGAAUCAAGAAAGAUAAAAGGUGAAAUGAUUAAAGUGCAGCAUGAACUUGGGAAAAUUAAUAAGGAGAUUGAAGAGGUAAAAAUGCACAAGGAGUGUGGAAGCGAUGAAUCCAGAUACUACGAAAGUUUGAAAUCCUCCGUUCUAUUUCUUCAAGAGAAAAUAAAGAUACUAGAAGAAGUUGUUAAAGAGAAGCUUGAUGGAAACGGUAUCAACGGAAAGCUUCGAAAAUUAAGAGAAGAGGAAAAAGACCUAAAGCUUAAAGGGAUUUGGAUUGGAGGAGAAAUUAAAAAAGUUGGAAUGAGAAUAGAAGAAGCUGAGAUAGGAGUUAGGAAUUUAAAUGAAGGUGUAGGACGUCUUCGAGAAGAAUUAAGUAAAUCUAGCAUGUAUAGAGAGGCAAAAGAGAUUGAAAAAGAGAUCUUGGAGUUGAAGGAUAAGAAAAGAGCUGUAAAGGAGAUGAUGUUUAAUGAGGAAAACAUGGGACUGUUUGCAAAACCUAAAAAGAUAAAUGUUGAAGUGGAAAAUCUAGUGAGGAGAAAGCACAUGCUGAUAAACAAAAGAAAUGAACUCUGCGAAAGGAUAGGGAUUUCCGACUUCAGAAACCUAGAAAGGCUAUUUCCCGACAAAAAGAAAGAGGAUAUAAUGAAUGAAAUAGUUAGAAUAAAUGAGAGAAUUCGGGGGCUUUCGGUGGUUAACCGGGUAGCAGUGUCCCAAUGGGAAAGUUAUAUAGAGCAGAAGAAUUCUAUAAGAAAAAGACUUGAGGAAUUGAAGGAUGAUAAACGGCACAUAAGUGAAUUUAUAGCCGAGCUGGAUUCUCGAAAAGAAGGCGCAAUGGGAAAGGCCAUGUCUGUAGUAGAAGAAGGAUUUUCCGAAUUCUAUUCAAGACUCACGGAAGGAGGUAAAGCUGAGCUUUACUCAUAUGAAUCAAGUAUAGGAAUUAAAGUUGGAAAGGAUGUUGGAACAAGCCUACUUAGUGGAGGGCAAAAGGCUGUAGUAGCACUGUCUCUUAUAUUUAGUAUGCAAAGAGUAAAUCCCUCCCCUUUGUAUGUAUUUGACGAGAUUGAUGCCAAUCUGGAUGCCCAGAGUAGACAAAAGGUUUCAAUGUUGAUAAAAGAAAUGAGCGAAAGAAAUGGAAGCCAGUUUAUAAUAACGACUUUUAGAAAGGAGUUACUCAACUGCGGAGAUAAGUAUCUUAAUGUUGAGUUCCGGGAAAAAAGAAGCAAUAUUAAGGAUAUCGAUGCAGGAGUAGCCCAUAAGUUCCUCGAUGAAGACCUAGGGGAAAGAUAA
Encephalitozoon intestinalis ATCC 50506 is the source of this 3045-nucleotide messenger RNA. RefSeq names its product chromosome segregation protein. The transcript has a single exon. Lineage: Eukaryota; Fungi; Microsporidia; Unikaryonidae. Gene Ontology annotation, biological process: mitotic sister chromatid cohesion. The coding region runs from base 1 to 3045 and encodes 1014 amino acids. The record is from RefSeq and is a predicted model, not a curated record. Gene Ontology annotation, cellular component: chromosome. Gene Ontology annotation, molecular function: protein binding; cohesin loader activity; ATP binding.